Messenger RNA from Prunus armeniaca (apricot), 762 nucleotides. Lineage: Eukaryota; Viridiplantae; Streptophyta; Magnoliopsida; Rosales; Rosaceae. The record is from the annotation of a GenBank genome assembly.
AUGGCAUGCUUUGUGCCUUUCAACAACAGGAAUUUGGACAUAAGUAUCUUCGUGUUCAGACCAACUGUUGUGCUGGUUGAUGACCUUCUUAACGCCCUCAAACAAUUCUCUUUGUGCACUGAGUCUCUUGGCUGUGUCCAAAGCUCCAUCUUGCAGAGCAUCCAUGGAAAUAUGAUCAUAUGGUUUGGAGCAUGGCUGAAGAGAUCUUGUGAAAACAAGGACUCAUUGACUGCAAGCCUUCUCUCAAUGUUAACGAACAUGUCGAGCAUGGCUAUCUUACUCGAACACUCCUUCUUUGAUGCGUACGCUGGAGAAUCAAGAGACGGGUCUUGUGCUGCAAAAUUUUGCAGAGGUGACACGGUGUCAAUGAGCACAGCGGUUGUCAAUGGCGGCAACAUGAACAACGUCUCUUACGCAUGCUUAGCGAUGUUCAAGUCCGGUUUCCAGAAGAUGGAAGGCGUGGCUGCCGGUGUUUGCUUGAAAUGCCAAACCAAGCCAAGAAUUGCUUCUCUUUUUGUGUGGAAGUCUCUGCAAUAUUGUUACUCAUGGAUUCUAAAUUCAGACCAGAGAAAAGCAAUGCUACCCUAUUUUGAAAGCGUGUCAAUUGAGAUUAAGUACGACAUCUUUCGAGUGGUGUAUGUCAGUGGUGACAAUGAUCUCAAGUUUCAGUUCUUCUAUCCUCCUCAUCAAAUGUUGGAACAAACAACUGGAGGGGAAGGUAAAGAAGAAGGGCAUCUCAUGCAAAGCACUUCCAUAGUAUGA